CCAAGCAGGAUCAACCAAGAAACUGUCGCCAUAAAACAGGACACCCUCCAAUGCCAAACAGCAAACCUCCAAAUCCCACCACCUGAAUUUCCUCGCCACUUUCCUUCUUCUCUCCCACCAGAAACGCGGACGCGCAAAGCCUCACCGCGUCACGACUCACGCCACGCCUCCGAUGCUCGCCGGCGUCGUCGGCUGCCUCCGGCGAUGCCAACGAGCCCGCUGAAGCGCACGUCCGGCGGCAGCGGCGGCCGCCUGCGCCGCCUCCUGGCGUCCCUCCGCCCGCCGGCCCGCGCGGGGCCGCUCCCUGUGCAGACCGGCUUCCCGACCUCCCUCGCCGACAUCGUCGUCAAGAACCACGGCCGCCUCAGGAACUCCAGACGGCGACACCGCGCACCCGGCGCCGCCGUCCCGCCGGCCGCGGAGCUCCAGCAAAGGAGCAACCUUUCGGUGUCUCAUCACGACGCGGCGGCACCGGCACCGGUACCGGUGACGACACGCCCAGGCAAAGGCGCGGGCUUCAGCAUCCGGCCGGGUCUCCUCGUGGCCGGCGGCGCCGUGGCGCUGGCGCUGCUGGUGAUCUGGAGCAAGCAGCUGGUGGCCGCGGCCACGCUCGCUUCGGUGGCGCUGUCCUGGAUCGAGUCCGCUAGGACCGUUCAUGUUCGGCGGCCGGAGACGGAGGAAGGGGUGGAUUGGAGCCGCGGAUCCGUCUCGCCGAUCCGGGACGCGGCGGUGUCGCCCAGGCCGAGCUGCGGCGAGUGCGCGUCCUACGACGGAGGCAGCGAUGCGGCCUGGCUCUGCUUUCCCGACGCCGAUAGCGGCGACGACUCGUCGUCGGCGGUGAAUAACCAGAAGCGGAAACAGAGCAGGAGGUCGCUGCGGAAGCUACUUUCCAGCAAGUUGCGGAACGUCAAGACGCCCCGGGCCACGGACUCCCGCUCCCGCCACGGCGGCGACGCAGGCGAGCACGAGCACCCGAGCGGCGGCGAGGCCAACGUCGAGCCCGCAGCAGCAGCAGCAGCAGCAUCUGCUGGUGCUCCCGCCAGGGAGACCAUGCCGGCGCCGCCACCGGAGGCGAUCACAUACGACGAUCGCUGCUGCCGCCGCCGACGCGGGCGCGCAUUGCCGUUGCCCGCGUUGGUGCCGAUCAUCCUGGUCGGGCUCGUCGCCGGGAAGCUCCCGGCGCUGGCGCUGGCCGUGCUCUGCGCGGCGUUCUCCUCCAGGUCAGUCGAGAGAAUUCCAGUUCCAGUUCCUGCCAGUGGUGAUCCGAUUCCGAAGGUAGCAGCAGGUAGCUAGCGGAGUGUUCUUGUGUUGCAGCUCGGAUUCUGCCCCGGAACGAGAACCGACCGAGGGAUCAGAAUCCGGAUCAAAUUUGUUUUUCUUGUAAUUGCAUUCCUUCUUGAAUCCGAAUAAGAAGAAGUGAAAUGGGUGACAGAAGAAAACUGAUUUUCUUGUAAAGGCAUGCGUGAUCUUCCAUUCCAUUCCAUUGCUCGGUCUCGGAACAGCUGACAGUGAAGCUUUGGGCUCCAACGUUCAAAAGGAAAAUUUCUUUAUAUCAAA
Messenger RNA from Sorghum bicolor (sorghum), 1557 nucleotides. RefSeq lists its product as uncharacterized. Lineage: Eukaryota; Viridiplantae; Streptophyta; Magnoliopsida; Poales; Poaceae. Bases 205 to 1293 code for a protein of 362 amino acids. The transcript has a single exon. The record is from RefSeq and is a predicted model, not a curated record.